UAAACGCGUGAGCACCGCCGCACACAGAGAGAGAGAACGAGCGGCGACCAGACGCUUCUAGAAACAACGUGCACCGGGAACAGUCACCGGCAAACUCACCUCCUCACCGCAUCGACCGUUUAUCAGCGCCGCUCAGCUACUAAAAAUGGCCAAGUGGGGAGAAGGAGACCCUCGCUGGAUCGUAGAGGAAAGAGCGGACGCGACUAAUGUCAACAACUGGCACUGGACCGAACGAGAUGCGACAAACUGGUCCUCAGACAAAUUGAAAUUUCUGCUGGUGGGACUGAGUGUGGAGAACGAACAGGGCACUUGUGAGGUGACGGAAGUGAGCAAGGUGGAAGGAGAGGCCUCCAUCAACAACCGCAAAGGGAAGCUUAUUUUUUUCUAUGAGUGGACCCUGAAAGCCACUUGGACUGGAACUUCAAAAUCAGGAAUCAAAUACACAGGAACACUUGAAGUUCCAAAUCUGUCUGAUGAAAAUGACAUGGAAGACCUUGAUGUUUCUGUAUCGUUGAACAAAGAUGAGCCUGAGACGCCGCUGCUCAACCUGAUGAAAACUAAAGGAGCUGACAAAGUUCGCAUAGCCCUGGACAGUUACGUGGGGUAUUUAAAAACAGAGUUCACACAGGGAAUGAUCCUGCCGACAGCCAACGGUAUGGCCACGAUUCAGUCCACGUCACAGUCCAAAGCCAAGCUGGAUAAAACUCAGAUUUCUGCGCCAGGAAGUUCGACCGCUCCGGUCAACACCGGCGUCAAGAUCCCGACCUGCAAGCUGAGCCUGAGAGAGACUUUCCUCACCUCACCGGCCGAUCUCUACAGAGUUUUCCUCAACCAGGAGAUGGUGCAGGCGUUCACGCGAGCUUCAGCCUCGGUGGACGCAGACAAAGGAGGAAGGUUCCGUCUUUUAGACGGAAACGUUUUGGGUGUAUUCACGGAGUUGAUUCCUGAUGAGAAGAUAGUUAUGAAGUGGAGAUAUAACAACUGGCCCAGUGAACAUUACGCGAGAAUCACGAUGGUCUUCUUGGAUCGGAGCAGCGAGACCGAGCUGAGGCUGGAGUUGGCGGGUGUUCCCGAAAGCGAGGAGGAGCGGACGAGAGAGGGAUGGAAGAGAUACUACUUUGAAGCGAUUAAACAGACAUUUGGUUUCGGAUCGCGGCUCUACUGAAGACGGCAAACUGUUCACGCUGUUCUUUUCCUUUUGGGGGGGGGGGGUUACAAAAUCUUGUCCUAUAACGUCUCGGGCACAAGACGUCGGGUUUUUAAGUCAAAGCACGAGUUUAAGAAAGCAGCGAAAGCAACCUGUCUGGGUGUAAAUGUUUUUAAUUUUCUGAACGUAUUUAAAUCUACAUCUUGUUUGUCCUUUCAGUAUUUCAGUCCUAGGAGAGUAAAUGGACUGUGCCUUUGCGAUGAGAAAUGGAAUCAAUAAAACAAAGAAGAAUUUAUCAAACCACUAACACAAAUUGGCCUCGACUUCUAAAUAAAAAUGUAGUUCACUUCGAGAUUUAAAAAAAAAAAAAACAUGUUGCUUUUCUUUAAUUUGAGCAGUCAUGUUGCUUUAAAAAAACUGCAGUUAAGAUGCUUUUCAGCACAGAUGCAUGAUCCAGACAGAAGUAACAGCAGCCACUGAAUUUAAACCUUUACUCGUCACUUCUCGCUCAGCAGUACUGUACUUUUACACCGGAUUCAUACACAUUUUCAGUCCUAAUGUCAGUGUGUGUGAUCAGAGCAGCUCCACUUUCCAGCAAAUGUUUUUUCAGUGUUGGAUCAUAAGAAAAACUGUUAAAAGUUCUUAAAGCAGGUAUCUUGCGUAGCAACAACAGAGACAUGAUUGUAAAUUUUCACUUAAAAAAAAAAAAAAGCUUUUAGAACAAAACUGCGUCUAUUUAUUCCUCUCAUUUCAUCCCAUCAUACUGUAAAAAAACUUGAUAAGUUUAUUGGAAUAAACCAACUCCUGUAUCUGUU
Solea solea (common sole) is the source of this 1962-nucleotide messenger RNA. It is a transcript of the gene ahsa1b, whose product is annotated as AHA1, activator of heat shock protein ATPase homolog 1b. The record is from RefSeq and is a predicted model, not a curated record. The transcript is spliced from 9 exons. Bases 146 to 1165 code for a protein of 339 amino acids. NCBI's taxonomy places the organism in Eukaryota, Metazoa, Chordata, Actinopteri, Pleuronectiformes, Soleidae. Gene Ontology annotation, molecular function: protein-folding chaperone binding; ATPase activator activity. Gene Ontology annotation, cellular component: cytosol. Gene Ontology annotation, biological process: positive regulation of ATP-dependent activity; protein folding.